UUGGUGUACUUAGCAACGGGACGGCCUUGACUGGAAUAGUAUCGAGCUAAUCGUCUUUAAAUCAGAAGUGACACUGGUUUACCCGGUUUUGGAUUUCUUGGCAGUUGGAUACCUCACAAUGGCUGAAGAUACAGCAAUAGAAAAACACAUCAAAGUUUUUGUAUCAAACAAAAUUGGAGAACAAGUGUACUUGGAUCUGUCCAGGUCCAAGUCUGUGAUUAUCAAACACAAGGUAAAAAGAGGAUCCAUAUCCUUGGCAUCACUCUGGAUUCGUGUCCUCCAACACCACAACAAUUAUCCAGUACAGCAUUACCCCUAUAGAACACUCUAUGAGGCUAAUGGAAACAGAAAAAUUAAUUUGAAUAUUGAUGACGUAACCAUAACCGUUUUCCUGUCAACUGGACAACUGGUGAUACAUGGCAACUUUGUAUUAGAAUGGUUCACUAAAAGAUUUGAGGACAUCCUCAGGAAUUAUGAUGCCCCAGACGGCCCAUCACAGCCUUUACUUGCUAUGUUCACACAGUACGAGAGUCAAUGGGAAAAUAUUCUGGAUAGAGAGAAGAAAGCUGCUGAUGCUGUUCUGAGGGAGGAGUGGGAAAGAGAAGAAGAGGCUCUGCGCAAGGCAGAUGAAUUACCAGUAUAUAGAAAGCAAAUUGACAAGGAGCUUGAGAGAUCAGUGCAGGAAGAGGAUGUAGAUAUGAACAGGGCACGACAACAGCUUGCAUCAGUCAGGCUUGACCACCUGGAGAAUGAGGAAUUGAGUUCACAGUUGGAGAAGUUGCGCCAUGGAUGUGUCCAAGAUGGCCCCACUGUUGUCUAUCCACUUUGGAAAGCACUGUUGGACCACUGGUUCAGUGAUGGAGCGAACAAGGUGUAUAUAGCCACCCCUUUUCUGGACACAGUCAGACUUCAGGACAUCUGCCAUUUGGUUCUUAAACACAAAUUCACUGCAAACUUAGAAGCUUUUUAUGUACGCCAGAACUGUGAUCACAGACUCCAGAUAUCAGACAUUAGACGAAAUGCACAAAACCAACUGGAACCAAAAGACCAAGUCUUCAUAGAGUACAAAGUUUACAAUAAAACUGUGUAUCCACUAAAGAGGUUCAACUCUAAGUUUUUGGCUUGUGUUAACAAUGGACAGGCACAAGUAAUGGUGACCAGUGCCAGCUUCCAUGCUGACCACUUCCACUUCCCUAACUUGGAAAGUGUCCUAUUUCUGACCAUGUCUGAGGCAGACUUCAUUCACAGAUAUCUGAAAACCAUACAGGCAUCACAGCUGGAAGUGACAAUAAAGACAUAACUAUGUGAUAUUUCUUUGUAGCUCCAAGUCAAUUGCAAAUCAACUUCCUGUGAAGACCUAGGUCAACAUCUUACACAUAUGAAUACUUAGAACAUUGCUUUGUAGAUUUUUAAUCUAGUCUAGGGCUCUUUCAAUUUAUUCAGAAAUUAAAAUUCAGUAUAUUUAAUAUUAUAAUACCAUUACCUACCCACCCAUUACAAUCCAGAUACAUUAGGGGAAUAUAGUAGUCGCACUUUUUGCAGUGUCUAAUCACUUUAUCUAGAGUGGAAGUUAUCAAGUGCUUUUAAUGGCUUUUUCAUUAGGUUCUUUUCAGGGUUUAACAUUGAGAAAACCAAAUUGAACUUCAGAUUAAUGUUGCCUUCAGCUCUAUGUCAUGUUUAUCAGGGAAAGUGACCAUGUAUACAUGUUCCUUCUCUCAAAGCAUGACAGAUAAUGAUUCCAGUUGCAAGGAC
Messenger RNA from Ylistrum balloti, 1752 nucleotides. RefSeq lists its product as uncharacterized. The coding region runs from base 119 to 1300 and encodes 393 amino acids. The record is from RefSeq and is a predicted model, not a curated record. Lineage: Eukaryota; Metazoa; Mollusca; Bivalvia; Pectinida; Pectinidae. The transcript has 4 exons.